This is a messenger RNA of Laetiporus sulphureus 93-53, 1370 nucleotides long. RefSeq lists its product as uncharacterized. Bases 91 to 1365 code for a protein of 424 amino acids. Lineage: Eukaryota; Fungi; Basidiomycota; Agaricomycetes; Polyporales; Laetiporaceae. The record is from RefSeq and is a predicted model, not a curated record. The transcript has 3 exons.
UCCUACUUUCAUUUCCUUCCUCCUUCUUUCUCGACUCCUCCCACAGUCAUUCUGUAGGACACCUCCUUCCGCUCCUUUAGGUAUUCCACUAUGGACUCCACUCCAUUUUCUCUAUGUGACUCUUUAUCACUGACUUUCGCCACAACCAUCGAAGAGUGCAGCUCCACCGCCGAGUUAACUUCCAGAACUGGCAUUGACAGAAUGUCAACGCAAACCUUGGUUUCAGCCACCUCUUCCUCCUCGCCAUCCCUGUCAUCGGAAUCUAUAACACAUCUGCCAGCAUCUAUAUCAUUAACAUAUUCGUCAAUUUUGCCUCUUUCGACCUACACGUCGCCUUCUUCCUUUCGACCCAGCGUGUUUUCAAGUGCUACAUGCUCAUCUACCAGAGGCGUGUCGCCAAUAACAACAAGCAUGAGCUUGAGUCAUGCGAAGUCAUCUUCUGUGCAAUAUGCUAGCUGGAGCUCGUCGACGACUGUUACUGUGACUGAAAUCAGUACGCGUACGCUGAAGAACGUCACCGGCGACAACGUGGUCCAUUUGAUCACUGUCACGAGCACGUAUGCGAAGAGUACUGCAGCUCCAUACACCACCACGUCUAUCACUUCCGCCAUAUCCACGGCAACAUCCACGGCAACAUCCACUGCUGUCACAACCUCGGUGUCAACCGCAACUCCUAGUGCUGUCACUCAUACCGGCACAACUUCCACAUCCAAAUCUGGCACAGCCGGUAAAAUCGUAGCGCUGGCUGUAGUCCUAUCUGUAACUUCGCUUGUUGCGGUGGUAGCCAUAAUCCUGUGGUUGCGCAGCAGGAAACCUCGGAAAGCCCCGCAGAUCACACCUUUCGUUUCGAAACCCACUGUAGAGGAUGCUGCUCUAAACAAUCCUCCUCGAAGAGUUAGUUGGAUAGGAAAACUGGGAUGGACUGGUUCUCUAGGGCUCGAGCCAGGGACAUCCUCGUCAUCUCAGACCUAUUGCGAUGAAGUCCAGUUCGCAUAUCCGGCCGAAUCUGCAAUAGCAGUUGACCCCCGUCGUUCACCUUCACCAUCUCUCAAUACCCGCCGCAGCAUCUCCACUAUGGACCUGCUGAGGCGGAGCUGGCCUGGGGUUCCGCGUGCGUCUCUAUCGCGCACGGAGACCCGCCGGUCGAUAGAGACUCCGCUGCCUCACUACCCCAGCUCACCAUCUCCUAAUCCAAUGGUGUCCUCGGCCGGAUUUUUGGAUCAAGACCCGUAUGCAUGGCAAUCGCAGGUUGAGGGUAUUGCUACAACCUCCACAGAUAGUAAUCAUGGCAGAUCGGGCAGUGGUCAGACGUUGCCGCCUGCGUAUCAACCACGGCAGGAUGUGUAUUGGACCGGUGACCUGUGAGGUUA